AUGAAAGUCUCUGAAAAAAUGGCGGCGGUGGAACAGAGGCGGGGUCGUGAGGUCAAGGAAGACCCGCCUUCUGGCGCAUGCGCCACAAUGGGGAUACUCAAGAGGAUAAUUAUUCUAGAAGAUGCACAUAGUGCAUAUCAUGAUUCCCUUGUAUCUUUUGAUAUAGAUGCCUUGUUGGAGGAACUGGAACAUUCUACCUUCCAGGAAAGUGAUGACUACUCCAAGGCAGCUUCUCCUCCCUUGGAUCAGCAUUCCAGAAAGGAGAGUAACCUUGCUGAGACUUCAAAGGUCCCUUCCAUUCCUGAUGAUACGAAUCCCUUUCCGGUGCAGCUUGUGUAUACUACCGAGAUCCAGGAACCCAAUGUCUACAGUGAGAUCCAAGAGCCGAAGGCAUCACCACCAGCUUCUAAAACCUCGGCCGCCGCACAGCUGGAUGAGCUGAUGGCCCAUCUGUGUGAAAUGCAGCGUCAGGUUACAGUGAAAGCAGAUGCCAGCAAGAAACCCGUAUCUGACAAGCAGGAUGACAAGGCCUCCCUGGACUCCAUGCUGGGGGGCUUGGAGCAGGACUUGCAGAACUUGGGAAUUGCCACAGUGCUCAAGGGCCACUGUGCCUCCUGCAAGAAACCGAUCGCUGGAAAGGUGAUCCACGCGCUGGGGCAAGCCUGGCACCCCGAGCACUUCGUGUGCGCCCACUGCAAGGGGGAGAUCGGCCCCAGCCCCUUCUUCGAGCGGAGCGGCCUGGCCUACUGCGCCGAGGACUACCACCGCCUCUUCUCCCCGCGCUGCGCCUACUGCGCCGCCCCCAUCCUGGACAAAGUGCUGACGGCCAUGAACCAAACCUGGCACCCGGAGCACUUCUUCUGCGCUCACUGUGGAGAGGUGUUCGGUGAAGAAGGCUUUCACGAGAAGGACAAGAAGCCGUACUGCCGGAAGGACUUCCUGGGCAUGUUCGCACCCAGGUGUGGCGGCUGCACCCGGCCAGUGCUGGAAAACUACCUUUCGGCCAUGGGCACCGUCUGGCAUCCAGAGUGCUUCGUGUGCAGGGACUGCUUUAGCGGUUUCUCUACCGGCUCCUUCUUCGAACUGGACGGGCGCCCCUUCUGUGAGCUGCACUACCAUCAGCGCCGGGGGACCCUCUGCCGCGGGUGCGGACAGCCCAUCACGGGCCGCUGCGUCAGCGCCAUGGGCCACAAGUUCCACCCCGAGCACUUCGUGUGCGCCUUCUGCCUGACGCAGCUGUCCAAGGGGGUCUUCAAGGAGCAGAACGACAAGACCUACUGUCACGCCUGCUUCAGCAAGCUCUUCCCCGUGUGA
This is a messenger RNA of Rangifer tarandus platyrhynchus (Svalbard reindeer), 1314 nucleotides long. The record is from the annotation of a GenBank genome assembly. NCBI's taxonomy places the organism in Eukaryota, Metazoa, Chordata, Mammalia, Artiodactyla, Cervidae.